CUUCUGUGCUCACUUUGUCACUGUGUGUUUGUAGUUUGUUCACUUCAGCCGCCUGCAAGUUAAACCGCCGUUCCUCUCGGAUACAGUUCCUCCACUUCGAAGUCAAACCUCUUUACUUAUUUUUCUUUCGAGAGGUUUAUUUUAUUGUGAAGAAGCUCGACGAGGAUUAAAAAAAAUAUAUAGAAGAAGGCAGUAGUCAAAGAAAGAGGAGAAUAAAAAGUGACAAACCUGGAGGAGGAACAGGGCGUUCAUACUUCGAAGUAACCAUGGAAGUUCCUGGUAUGCAGAGUACUCAGCUCGAUCCAGAGGAGCUGUUCACUAAAUUGGAUCGCAUUGGAAAAGGAUCUUUUGGAGAGGUCUUCAAAGGAAUCGAUAAUCGCACUCAGAGCGUCGUCGCCAUCAAAACGAUCGAUCUGGAGGAGGCCGAGGAUGAAAUCGAGGACAUCCAGCAGGAGAUCACGGUGCUCAGUCAGUGCGACAGUCCGUACAUCACCAAGUACUACGGCUCCUACCUGAAGGGAAGUAAAUUGUGGAUCAUCAUGGAGUAUCUUGGAGGGGGCUCAGCACUCGACUUGCUGCGGGCGGGUCCGUUUGAUGAGUUUCAGAUUGCGACCAUGCUGAAGGAGAUCCUGAAAGGGCUCGACUACCUGCACUCUGAGAAGAAGAUCCACAGAGACAUCAAAGUUUGUUGUCAAGAAUACAAAAUCCCCUGUGUUGUCUGGGCGGAUAUUUGGUCGCUGGGCAUCACGGCCAUCGAGCUCGCCAAGGGGGAACCGCCGAACUCCGACAUGCAUCCAAUGCGAGUGCUCUUCCACAUCCCCAAAUCCCCUCCUCCAACACUGACUGGUGAUUUCUCCAAAAGCUUCAAAGAGUUCACAGAGGCUUGCCUCAACAAGGACCCUUCUUUUCGUCCCACAGCCAAGGAGCUGCUCAAACACAAGUUCAUCGUCAAACACUGCAAGAAGACGUCCUAUCUCAGCGAGCUGAUUGACAGGUACAGGAGGUGGAAGGAGGAGGACCACAGUGACAACAGUUCAGAUGACUCUGACAGUGAAUCUAGUAAUAAGGAAAACAACGAGUCUCCAGAGUGGUCCUUCACCACUGUCCGUAAGAAGAAGCAGGACAAGUCAGAUAGCAGGACCAUCCUCAAUGGAAAUGAUCAGAUGAGUAAAUCUGCCAGUCUCACCACAGUCAUCUCCCCCGUCUUCACAGAGUUGAAGCAACAGCACAAGGAGCACUCUGAGCAACGGUUGGCCAUCGAGGAGCUGGAACGCAACAUUCGAAUAGCUGAAGAUAUCUGUCCAGGCAUCACGGACAAGAUGGUCACGCAUAUCAUUGCCAGAUACACAACAAAUUGAAAGACGGACGGAUCGACCCAGGAAAAAGAAAAACCAUGAAGAGAGAGACUGUGUUUCCUUUACGGUGACGCUGCUGGAUGAUGAAAACGAGGCAGAUUUGCUGUGCAGUAUCUGCUUGCUGUACACACACAUCUCAACACACACUCACACGCAUGCACGCACGCACACUACCAAUGUAAUAUAUACACUAUAUUAUACAUAUACAUAUAUAUUCCCUGCUGCUGGUUGAAAACCUUUUAACUCCCAAUGGUUAAUUUAAAAAAAAAAAUCCACAACAAUAACGAAAAUAAAAUCUGAUGUAUAGCUUUUAUUUCUGAUCUGCCUUUACCAUAAUGUGCCUUAGUUCUUUUUGUUAUCAGUCAUUUUCUACAUUUUCUGCUGUCACUUGUUUUCUUAAGAGGUUUUUGUAGAAAUGGCUCACGAAGGAAAUGUAAUACCAAAGAAGGUUCUCGUCCAUCAGCAGUGGUAUGUUUUUGUGUCAUGAGUUGCCUGGAGUCUGUAGGUGUCUUUAUUCUUGUUUAGUAGCACUUGAGACAGAUGAUAUGCCAAUAUUACAUUUGUUUUUUAUUUUUGUUUUUCAGUAAUGUCUUUCAAUUACAGUUCCCUGAUCCCAGAAUUCAUUCAAGGUGGUUUCUGUUAAAGCACUGUAGAUCCUUCAGUUUUACUGUUUUGUACAGCGACUUUCUUGAAUAUUCAAGGUGAAAAGCCUCCUACUCUAAAAUGGUACAAAUGUGGGGAAUUUAUGGAACUUUUUAAUGUCCAAAUGUUCCUAAACUUUUAUAUUUCCCCAUCAAGUUUAACAGCUUAUCUGCAGUUGUGAGAGCCACCAGUCUCUGGCUAGCUUGGCUAGGUAGCCAGUUGCUUGUUAACUGGUAGGCUAGCUAUUAUUGUAGCUACCCAAAGUUGCUGGCAAGAUGUGAGUAGUUAAAAUGCUGAAAAUGGCUGCCAUGUGAAUAAGGCUGGUUUAGUUACUUUUAGUAAGAAAGCCACUGGCAGCACACAACUGUUAGUCCAGAUUUAUUUUGUUAUGUUAGUCUUGCUAGCCAAAUAGUUAGUAGCUUGCUAAACGGUAAGCUAGAUAGCUGUUGUUGUUAUUGCCCUUCUCUAAUUAGCAGCAGUUAAGGCUUUAAUCACAGAGGCUUAGAGACCAAUCGGUGACCUAGUAGAGGGGGGGGGGGAAAAUGUGUAGUCCCUGAUCGAUUGGCAAGUGGUUACUGGAGUGUUCUUGCACUUGCUAGCUUCAAUGCAAACCUCCUACCAAUUGUUUUGGUUGCUAGCAGAUUGCCACAGUUGUUUGUAGUUUGUACGGAAGAUGCAAAAAUUGUCUACACUGAUCAACUACACCAAGUGGUAAUGAAACCUUGAAAAGUGUGGUGCCAACUGGAAACAAAGAACGUUUCUUUGUAAGUUUUGCCUUACCACUGAAACCAAUACAUUUCAUAAGGCACAUGUCCUCUGUUUCCAUUAAAAAAAUUUCCAGUUUCACUACCACUCGGUGUUUGGUUAGUGUUUGCAGAUAAGUCGCCAUCUUCCAUGCAGACUGCUGGCAACCAUGGCAAGCUGCAAGUGACUGAAGCAAUCACGAGUCUUUUAGUGCAACACACUCAAUGCAAACACGUUUAUCACUUGCCAACUGAUUAGGAGGAUACGCCUUCAUUCUUAGCAACUGGAGGUUACCAUGCAGUCACUGACCGGUCUUUUUGACUGAGGUACAGGAUGUUAAAAUGAUGAAAAUGGCUGCCAUUUGGUGAGUGUAACUAUGUUUGCUAACCCACACCCAGUAAGAUUGAAGGAAUCUUUUUUUUUUUUUUUUUUUUUUUUAAAGAAUACAUGUUGACAUGUAGUUAUGACACAAAGGUCUUCCAGUGGCUGCUUCAUUAUAUGUAGCAUUUUGGAAAACUUGGUAAGUUUCAGAUUGUGUCAGAAAGUUUUACGACAUCUUCCUUAAUAGACAACAUUGGAAAGUAGCGCAGGUUUUAUCAAGGGCAUGAAGGGACCUGCAGUUGAAGGUGUUACUGAUAGUUUGUACCAAAGACACUAUAAAAUUCAGUCGCUGUAUAUUUGUUUUGUUUUUAUAUAUAUAUCAUAAGGGAUACAAUGCUUGUUGAGGGGUAGAUGUAAAGUGAAAGAUGUAAGAUUUUACAGCAAUGUACUCAUUUUUUGUAGCGGGACUUAGAGUUUUAUGAAUAAAUAUUUAAGUUUGAUUCAA
Neolamprologus brichardi is the source of this 3567-nucleotide messenger RNA. The record is from RefSeq and is a predicted model, not a curated record. Lineage: Eukaryota; Metazoa; Chordata; Actinopteri; Cichliformes; Cichlidae.